AUGAAAUACUCAAUGCUUCUCGCUUCAUUGGCGCCCACCCUGAUGGCCGCACCACUCACUCGCGAUACGUUCGAAUGGACGCCAACGUUAGCUGGCUACUUCGACGUUGUUUUCCAAUACAUGCAGCAGGCUCAAUCGCCCGGACAACCAUCCGCAACUUGUGACCUUUCAAGAGCUGCUAUGCCGAUCGCACCGACGCCACUGCCCAAUCCGACGGGGCUGAUACUUGAGCAUGUUGCUGUGGGCAGAGGUAUACAGAACUAUACAUGUGCCAAUGCCACAGCCACUCCUGCGGCACUCGGGGCGGUUGCGAGAUUCUACAAUGCCUCCUGUGUGGCGGCCGACUAUCCAGAUCUUCUCGGCCUCAUCCCCAACCUGGCGCUGCAAUACCCCCUGCCGGCUGAUCCAUCUGCUCCUCUUGCCCCGUCGGACCUUCAACUUUCGACACAUCACUACUUCUCCAACGCCUCCACUCCGGUCUUUGCUUUUGACACUGCCACCUCUCCCAAAUUUGGCACAAUCAUUGCUCAAAAAAUACACUCCUCCGACGCACCAGCCAACGCUGUGCCCGGCAUCAGUGGUACCGGCAACGGUGCGGUCCCUUGGCUUUACCUGACUCCUCGAUCCACCAGUGAAAGCCCAAUCAAAGCCGUCUACCGCUUAAGCACGGCGGGUGGGCAACCGCCGGAGACCUGUGCAAAUAUGCCUGCGGCUUUCAGCGUGGACUAUUCGGCGAUCUACUGGUUCUACAAGUGA
Messenger RNA from Cladophialophora psammophila CBS 110553, 756 nucleotides. RefSeq lists its product as uncharacterized. Lineage: Eukaryota; Fungi; Ascomycota; Eurotiomycetes; Chaetothyriales; Herpotrichiellaceae. The record is from RefSeq and is a predicted model, not a curated record. The transcript has 2 exons. The coding region runs from base 1 to 756 and encodes 251 amino acids.